AUGGCAAGACCCAAGAACCCCAGUCGUAGGGGCUCAAAACACAAGGAACCUGUUACCUACAACAGUCGUCAGGUUCAAGUUGGAAGUGGGCAAACCUCGGACUCUAUUGAUGAAGCUGUGCCGCAGAAGGAUAUGGGUAAAUCUAAACCACCUGGGAAGAAGUGCAGCCCCGCAUCGAUUAUAUCAAUUGUCGAGAAUGGUAUAACAAAUGCAAGGAUAGAACUAAUAAAGAAGCUCGGAUUGGAUUUUGUUUUCCAUUUGAAGAUGAAAAGGUUUGACAGCGAGCUCCAAUACGUCUUACUCCAAAACCCCUCCAGUGUGCGAAGUUUUUGUAGAACUUGA
Messenger RNA from Linum trigynum, 342 nucleotides. Lineage: Eukaryota; Viridiplantae; Streptophyta; Magnoliopsida; Malpighiales; Linaceae. The record is from the annotation of a GenBank genome assembly.